AUGGUGCGUCUACACAGAGAGGCAUAUCUUUCUUUCUAUAUUUAUCUGUUUCUUUGUUUAUUUCUUGUUUGUUUCUUCAUUUCGUUCGUCCGUUCAUUCUUUAUGACCAGCAAUAUUCUUUCUUUUUUACCUUUUCUUUUUUGUUUAUUUUUAUGUGUAUUUCUUGUUUGUUUCCUUGUUUUUUCUUCCUUUCGUUCUUUCUUUUAUUAUAACCAGCAAUAUUCUUCUUUCUUUCUUUCUUUUUUUUUUGUUUAUUUUUGUGCAAUUUUCUUUCUUUUCUUUCUUUUCCUUUUUUGUGUGUUGUAUGUUUCUUGCUUGUUUCUUUGUUUGUUUCUUCCUUUCGAUCGUUCUUUCUCUAUAACAAGCAAUAUUUUUUCUUUCUUUCUUUUUUCUCUAUUUUUCUGCGUGUUUGUGUGUUUCUUUGUUUCUUCCUUUGUUUCGUUCUUUCUUUAUAACCAGCAAUAUUGUUUAUUUCUUACUUUCUUUUUUACUUUCUUUCUUUUUAUGCGUAUUUUUGUGUGUGUUUGUUUGUGUUUCUUGUUCGUUCUUUUGUUUCUUUCUUCCUUUCGUUUGUUUUUCUCUAAAUGUUAUUUCUUUCUUUUAUUUUGUUUAUUUUUGUUUAUUUUUGUGUGUUUCUUGUGUAUUUCUUCUUUCUCCUUUUCAUUUCUUCUUUAUAACAAAAAUAUUCUUUCUUUUUUUUACUUUCUUUUAGUUCCUUUCUUUUUUGUUAAUUUUUGUGCGUGUUUAUGUGUUUCGUGUCUGUUUGUUUGUUUGUUUGCUUCUUCCUUUCCUUUUUUCUUUCUUUAUAACCAGCAAUAUUCUUUCUUUCUUUUACUUUCUUUUUUUAUUUAUUUUUUGUGUGUUGAUGUAUUUCUUGUUUGUUUCUUUCUUUCUUUGCAAUAUUCUUUUUUCUUUCUUUCUUUCUUUCUUUCUUUUUCUUUCUUUCUUUCUUUUAAUCAGCAAUAUUCUUUUUUCUUUCUUACUUUAUUUCUUUAUUUAAAAACAGCAAAAUUUUCUUUUUUUCUUUUCUUAAAACCAGCAAUAAUCUUUCUUUUUCUCACUUUCUUUUUUCUCUCUUUUUUCUUUUUUUCUCUCUUUUUUCGUUUUUCUAUUUUUUAA
Molecule: messenger RNA, 1119 nt
Organism: Acanthosepion pharaonis
Lineage: Eukaryota; Metazoa; Mollusca; Cephalopoda; Sepiida; Sepiidae
Source: the annotation of a GenBank genome assembly